AUAAACCACGGCAUCGCCCUCUCCGCCGAUGGCAAAACGCUCUACGCAUCCGGCGCAGACGGCGUCUGGGCAUGGGCUUACGACCCUUCUACGGGCCGCAACACAUCCCGGCCAACGCAAGUCAUCGGCGACUUUGGCCCGACUGACGGGCACGUCACGAGAACGCUUUUGAUGUCAAGAAAAGCAGAGGGCAUGCUGCUCGUCAGCAGGGGCAGCACGUCGAACGUGGAUCCCGCAGCGCUGGACGCAUCGACGGGCGUCUCAACCAUCAAAGCCUUCAACGUCUCGGAGAAACCGGCUCCAGAUUCGCAGCCGUAUAGUUUCCGCAACGACGGGAAGCUUCUCGGCUGGGGAUUGAGGAACUCGGUCGGGAUCGCGGAGGAGCCGGUGACGGGGGGGAUCUACUCGAUGGAGAACAGCGUCGACGAUAUGGAGCGAUUGGGUCGGGAUAUCCAUCGGGAUAAUCCUGGGGAAGAGCUGAAUUUCCAUGGGUAUCUGAAUGGGACGCAGACGAAGGAGCAGGGUGGGAAUUUUGGGUACCCGGAGUGUUAUGCUGCGUGGAAUGUGGGUGCGAUUCCGGAGAAUGAUGGAAGGAUCAAGGUGGGGACGCAGUUUGCAAUGGGGUCUCUGAAUGGGUCGGUGGAUGAUGAGUAUUGUAGGAGGGAGAAGGUGGCGCCGAGGUUGACGUUUGCGGCGCAUAUGGCGCCGUUGGAUGUGAAGUUCAAUCGGGAUGGGAGCGCGGCGUGGGUGACGUUCCAUGGGUCGUGGAACCGCGACGCCCCCGUCGGCUACAAACUCAGCGUCAUACCCUUUGCCAAUGGCUCGCCCACCGACCCGCCGGAUAGCACCACCGCUGCCGUCGACAUCGUCUCCAACCGUGAUGUCUCCCGCUGCCCGAGGGAAUGCUUCCGACCGGUAGCGCUGGCGUGGGAUCAGCAGGGGAGGCUGUUUUUCAGCAGUGAUGCUACGGGGGAGAUUUGGAUGAUUGAGAAGGACGGCGGUGGGACGGAUGGGGCGAGACCGACUGCUACAACGGGAGGGGCAGCGCCGUCGCCGGGUUCGACGGGUGCGGCGGUUAGGAGGUUUGGGGUGGACGGGUUUGCGGCGCUGAUGGCGGUCGUGAUGGGGUUGCCGUUGGUGGGAGGGUGA
Molecule: messenger RNA, 1149 nt
Organism: Westerdykella ornata
Lineage: Eukaryota; Fungi; Ascomycota; Dothideomycetes; Pleosporales; Sporormiaceae
Product: soluble quino protein glucose dehydrogenase
Exons: 2
Source: RefSeq, a predicted model, not a curated record